Messenger RNA from Sorghum bicolor (sorghum), 674 nucleotides. RefSeq lists its product as uncharacterized. The record is from RefSeq and is a predicted model, not a curated record. The transcript is spliced from 2 exons. Lineage: Eukaryota; Viridiplantae; Streptophyta; Magnoliopsida; Poales; Poaceae. Bases 89 to 499 code for a protein of 136 amino acids.
UGUGCUUGAAGACCAGAGGAAAGACACUGUAGUUGUUCCAGUACCCUUAGAUUCUCAGUUUAUUGUUGGUACUGACGGUCCUUUUUUGAUGGAGAAAUCAAAUUGGCCGAAUCUGAAGAUAACUGAGGUACAACAUGAAGAGUCUCCAAUGGAAUCUUUAACUCAAGAAAAUGUUUUUUCCCCAGAGUGUGGACUUAACAAUGAAUCUUUUGUGGAACAUAAGUCCCCCCAAGCUAUAAGGAAAGGUGGGGGUGAAAUGGAAGGGGAGGAUCUGAUGGAUGUGAUUUCAUGCCAAAGUAAAGAUUCUGAUUUGGAGGAGAACAGCCAGGGGUGGCAGCCUUCCAAGUCCAAAAAACCAAAAAAGCAUAUGAAGAAUCGAGUUGUGGUUGCUUCGAGGACUAGCAGCAGGAUUUCAAGGGAUGGGAUUCCUAUUGCUGAGAAGGCCUCAAGGAGAGCUAUGGAGAGGAACAACAUUUCAGAAAUGGAGUAUUCUGCUUAAGGAAGAUGAUUGGGCUCGAGUCAAGCAAGUGAAAGACGACAUCAUGCUAUGGAUUGGAGAUUUCAAGCCCACGGUGUUCAGCUCUACUGAUGUCGUUGAAAUCUAGUGGCUGGUUUAGCUUUUGCUUACCUCUUUGUGUUGCUGAGUAACUGGUGUUCCCAGUAGUUCUGUUGGU